Messenger RNA from Hyaloperonospora brassicae, 303 nucleotides. Lineage: Eukaryota; Oomycota; Peronosporomycetes; Peronosporales; Peronosporaceae. The record is from the annotation of a GenBank genome assembly.
AUGAGCAAACCAGCGGCGGACAAGAAGCCACCGAGCAAACCAGCGGCGGACAAGAAGCCACCGAGCAAACCAGCGGCGGACAAGAAGACGCCGAGCAACGCGGCGGCGGAGAAAGCGCCGAUGCUCGUGGUCGUGACGGAAGAGGACGACGAGUUUGAGGAGUUCGAGGACGCCGACUGGAACGGACAGGCGCAAGAGACGGACGCGCACAUGAAACAGCAGUGGCAGGACGACUGGGACGUGGACGAAGCCGACGACGACUUUUGCAACCAGUUGCGGAAGGAGCUGCAGAAGCACAAGUAG